Acipenser ruthenus (sterlet) is the source of this 5591-nucleotide messenger RNA. RefSeq names its product gap junction alpha-5 protein-like. Gene Ontology annotation, biological process: cell communication. NCBI's taxonomy places the organism in Eukaryota, Metazoa, Chordata, Actinopteri, Acipenseriformes, Acipenseridae. The record is from RefSeq and is a predicted model, not a curated record. The transcript has 2 exons. The coding region runs from base 216 to 1295 and encodes 359 amino acids. Gene Ontology annotation, cellular component: connexin complex.
UAAUCUGUAAACACUUCUUUAAAUAAAAGUAGCCUGCAGACAGCUGCCACUGUUUGUCAGUCUGGGGUCUCCUCUACUCCGUCUGCCUUUUAAAUGGUUCGUCCGAAAUGCAAAUAGAGAGAACCUGUCCAUAACUAUUCUUCCAGAGCCAGAAGUGGAGUCAGCCUUAUGUCCGGCAGCCUAACAGGCCUCUUCGCAGAUAGGUGCGAGCAGUAAUGGGUGACUGGAGUCUUUUAGGAAACAUCCUUGAAGAAGUACAGGAGCACUCAACGAUAGUGGGAAAGGUCUGGCUCACUGUGGUCUUUAUUUUCCGGAUCCUUGUCCUGGGCACUGCAGCCGAGUCCUCCUGGGGAGAUGAGCACAGCGACUUUGAAUGUGAUACCCUGCAGCCUGGUUGCACGAAUGUGUGCUACGACAAGGCUUUCCCCAUCUCACACAUCCGCUAUUGGGUUCUUCAGAUUAUAUUUGUUUCAACCCCCUCCCUCAUCUACAUGGGACAUGCUAUGCAUACAGUCCGCAUGGAGGAGAAAAAGAAACUCAGAGAGCAAGAAGACAGGGCCCAAGGUGGCAAAGAGUAUCUAGAAGACAAGGUGGACGUAUCAAUGAAAGAAGAAGCCACUGUCAAGAUCAAGCUCAAGGGGACUUUACUCCAAACAUACGUCUUCAGUAUCCUCAUCAGGACGGUUAUUGAGGUGGCUUUCAUUGUGGGUCAGUAUCUUAUUUACGGGAUCUUCCUGAAACCCCUCUACCACUGCGAUAAUUGGCCUUGCCCUAAUCCUGUGAACUGCUACAUGUCCAGGCCAACUGAGAAGAACGUCUUCAUAGUGUUCAUGCUUACUGUGGCGGUGUUCUCACUUUUUCUGAGUGUGGUGGAGCUUUACCAUCUUGGAUGGAAGAAGUUCAAGCAGUGUUUGAGAACCUACAACUCCACCCCUAACCCUGUUGCAGCUGCCCCCAUCUCCAAGGAACCUGACGCACCAGACAGACCCUCCCAGGCUUGCACACCUACACCAGAUUUCAACCGGUGUUUGGUGGCGACCGAUGGCCGAUGCAACCCUUUCAAUAACAAGCUGGCCCACCAGCAGAACUCUGCCAAUAUGGCCACAGAGCGUCACCAUAGUCGUGACAACUUGGAGGGUGAAGAUUUUCUCCAAAUGCACUACCUGCAAGGAAGUGAGACCUCCAAUAGUUCAGCUGCCCCUCCUGGGCAUGAGAACCUUUUUAAGGAUAAACGUAGACUCAGCAAGGCCAGCGGGUCCAGUAGUAGAGUGAGAUCUGAUGACCUAGCAGUAUAAUCCUAAAUUCUGACGCCAACCCAUUUAUCCCUCUGGGUUGAUUUAUUGCACUGUAGUGUUGUGGUUAGCAGCAAUAUAUACUUUCUCUGGGCUAAGAGUGUUGUCAACUUUCCCUUCCUAUUGGAGUGCUGGUCGGUCUGCAAGAGAAAACUCUAAUUUGGAAUCAAAUGUUACUGUAUGUCAACAAUAGCUAUGGAUUUAACCAUUAAAGAAAAGCACUUCAUGUAACCCUUUUAAAAUGAGGAUCAUAGAUAGCCUUUCUGAGAUGUGCAGUGGCACUGUGUAGAACCAAUACAUUGUAAUGAGGGGAAAUACAAAACUAACCUACCAGCGUCUAUAUAUUCAAUUAACAAUGGGCUGAUGAGGCACUAAUUAUUACAAAAACAUAUAUAUUCUCCCCUUACAGGGAUGCCUAAAUGCUAUUUCCAAAUCAGGGAUACAUUCUAAAUAAUACAGCAAUUUCAGUUUGAUAUAUUCUCCUCCUUGGUUACGUUGUAUAAUAACCCAACACACAUAGAAAACAGAUGCAACUUUUUGUUGGUAGAUUUGAACACUAUCCUUAAACAGAACAUACGGGAACUACAAAUAUGUGAAGUGUUGUCUGUGAGUGUGUGUAUAACUGUCCUAACGUAUCUAGAGUAUCCCCACACACCUAAUGAUAAGAUAGCAAAGGUGGGAGAUUAAGUUCAGCUACUGUAUUAAAACUAAAACACUCCAAACGAAGCUCUACCAGGUGUUUCUUUAUUAAUGGUUAUUUAUAAUCAUUUAAACUGUAGUACGGACCUAAUCAUUCAAACUGUAGUUUGAAUCCAAGCAUUAAAACUGUAGAGCUGGGUCCAAAUUACUUGGAACAUUCUGGAUUUCUUCUUCUUUUUGUUUUUUUACUCUUUUUAUAUUGAACCACAUAAUAAACCACAUCCCGCAGUAAGAAGAUCCUCCACUCAGUUUUCAUCAUUAGCUACAAACAACGGUCCAGAUAAACUCUGUAUCUGCAUUUUUUAUGCAUUCAAAAAUCUGAAAUACACACUAAAUUUAAAUGUAAUGCAUAAAAAUAUGCAUUGCAAUUUUGCUGCACAGCUUGUCUGCCUCCCCUAAAACUUCCACUAACAACUACAUCUCCCAGAAUACAAUGUCUUCAGUUACUAGGAAACUGUACGCAAGAAAGACAAACCCAACAACAUCAUCUAAUUUUGUCUAGCCCCGUUGUCUUUGCAGCCAAUCACAGUAAAAAUAAGAAUAAUUUGCCAGCAAGCUACACAGGUUGAAGCGUAAACACCCCAGUCCAGCUACAAAUCCAACUGGAACCAUCGUCAGAGGCAACCGCUACAAAAAGGUGCCUAUAAUAUUAAACUGUUUUAUAACUUAUUAAUUCAUUUCUGUAUGGCUUUAUAUUUAUUUGUUUACAUGUUCACUGAGUUUAAGAAUUUAUAUAAGUAACGUAAUUAAUUUGCAGAGUCAGUGUGAUACCUCAAAAAAAUGCGCUGAGCCGAUAAAGAACCUUGUAGAACACACACGUGGUUGUACAGUAGUUCAAAGUAACAUUUCAGGUAAAAUGAAAGGCUCUUUUUUAAUGCCUACCCCAUUAUCAUUAAAGAUUGUACAGUAUUUAUCGAGAGUACUCAUUACUUUAAGGUAAUGUUGCAUUUUAUCCCCUGAAAAUACAUUUUACUCUCUCAGUGUUAAAAUUAGAUGGUAAGUUACUCCCAGACCCAAACCCUUAUCUGGAGCGCUGGCUACAAGCAUCACCUGUGAUUAUUUUAUUGAUUAUUCAUUUUUUUGUAAUAUUAAAAGUGGAUUUGUGUUGUAAUCUGCAGGAUUCAUCAUCAGUAAGCACAACUAAAAGGACGUGUUUUUGCAUGUUGCAACCUAAUGACAGAAACAUUAUAAUCAUAGUGGUUAAGCAAGCCAUCCCCACACCUGCCUGUAUGCUUUGUUCUUCUUAAAAGCUUUGGUUCAUUUUUUUCUUUCUUUCUAAUCAUUGAGAUUUUUGUGAUGUGUUCCAGUUUUGUUAAUGAUUUACGUUUGAGCUGAAUAUGAAAAGUUUUGUGCCUAAUAUCUAACAUUUCUAAUUUAGGUGAAACUCAUGUUUAUUCAGAUACUGAAAUUAACAUUUGUUUUCUCUGGUUACUUUGGUUGAUGAUUCCACAGUUUCAACAAUUCUAUUGUUUUAAGUUGAAUUGUAAAAUUAAUGUAAAGCCUAAAGAAUGAUGCCAUAGAAAUGUUUUUUUUUUUUUAAAGACAACAUCUGAUUUUCAUUUCAGAUUUCUGAAAAUAUCAAACUUCAUUAAAUCAGUUCUAAAGGUGAAGAUAAUUAAACUGUUAAGAAAUAGUACCACUGAUGCACUAGUGUAUAUUAUAGUAUCAAUACAAUAUUACACAGUCACGGGGUGUUCAGGGUAGGGAUCAUUUUUGACACAUUAAUAAAUCACUAUCAUAUUCUUUUUGUUAAAAAACAUUAAAAAAAAAUACAAAACAUCAUGCUCAAAAACCAAAUACAAAUGUAUAACCAUUACAGAAUCAUUUUUAAUGUUUUCUUUCCUUCAUUUUUCUAUAUUCUUCAUAAACAUAUGAACUUAAAUAUGAUGGUGAAAUGAUACCCCAUCUAAUUGUGUUAACAUUUUGUAAUAAUAUAAAAGUAUGGUGGGUGGGGGGUUGUAUUUGUACUAUUUUAGGGUUGAUACGUUUGGUGUUCAGCUGAAUAUUUUUUUUAAAAGCUGAAUCCUCCACUAUCAUCCAAAUUUAAAACUGCUUCAGAAGCAGCUUUAUAGCCUGAUGUGGAGUAUGAUUGACUUUAUAGGGAUUUAAUUUUAAAAACUGUUACCACAGAAAAUAGGUGACUAUUUGAAUGUACAUUUUCCUAGUUCAUGUUUUUGGAGUAAUUGGCUUCAGAUGUCAUUUAUAUUGCCUUUUUAAUGUCCCCUUACUAUUGCACGGUGUUUGCAGUAAUCCUGUAUGCUUCUGGGUUCUGUUGCUCCGCUAUUGAGUAUAAUUAUAAUUUUCUCUAAAUCUGAUUUUCUGGCUUUUAUGUCGCUUUGAGAUUAUUCAAAUCAUAUGAUAAUGGACCUUUUUAACUCUGCCAGCCCUAACUAUUCUAUCUAUCUAUCUAUCUAUCUAUCUAUAGAUAGAUAGAUAGAUAGAUAGAGAUAGAUAGAUAGAGGGAGUUGGUUGGGGCUGAUAAAGUUGAACGAUGACACUGUUGCAUGAUUUGAAUGGAAAGAUGAAUGCUCUGGCAGUUAUGAUUCCACAGACAGAUUUAUAGACAAAUUAUAAUAACUCAGUAUUGGAGCAACACAACUCAGAACUGCUCGGAAUUAUUGCAAGGACCAAAUAUUAAAGGGAUACAACUAAGCGAAUAUAAAAUCACUGUAUUGCUGUUUCAGUGAUACAGCACUGAAUUGAGAAAUGAGAAAUUCCAUUUGACUUAGUUACUGAACUUCUGAUGAGAAACGGAAUUGAAUUGGCCACUAGAUGGAGACUUUUUUGUUUGUUUGUUUACCUUGUUAAAGGACAAAACAUUUAAUAAUGUUUAUUUUACAUAGACGUGCAGCUCUUUUCUUAAAAUUGUAUUAUUAUUAAACAUGUAUUGCAUUGUGGUAUCUAAAAUCUGAAUUUAAGUACAUGUGUAAAGAUGUGAUUGUUUUUUUGUUGUUGUUUAAAAGUGUAUGGGUUCAAAUGAAUGACGUUAUUGUAUGAUGAUUGGUAAAGAGGAUGUGGUGGUGUAUAUUGAGCUCAAUUUUCUUGAAUGCAUGACUGAAUACAUUUUUACUACUCAGAUGAGUUCUUUCCAUGCAUUUCAUAUGAGAAUAUUGUGUAUCUUUUCUUAUUGAUCGUUCAGACCAGAUGCAGUAAAGGCUCCUUCUUGGCUUCUGUUAUAUUAAAACUACAAAACUAAUUUUGCCAAUGUAGCUACUACUGGAUUGCAUUUUUUCCCCAUUUAGCUUUUUCUUUCUUACAAUUGCUUUUUUAUUUUUUGAUAUUUUACAAACUGAUUUGAGUUCAGAUAUUUGAAAGUGUUUUUAAAGAUGGAAAGUGAGGAAAAAUCAAUUUUGCACUAUAUUUUGUACAAAGUUUUGUUUACUAAUUGCUGAAGUAGACUUGUGUGUAAACCAUGUACUCUGCCUUGUUUAGCUUUAAUGCUUUUUUGUUGUUGUUUUCGAUAUUAUGUUGACUGCAAACUUGAAUCUUCAUUUAAAAAAAUAUGUUUUCAUCUGCAUUGUUGUGUGCAAGUUUAAAAUAUGUUAUACAGUACAUUAUGUACAUUAUUCUACAAAACGAAUAAAGUUUAUGCACAGUUUA